UCUGAGGUGUAAUUGAACGCAGCACUGUCAUGGCGUCUCCCAUGAAGGGGGCCUGCUAGCAGGGACUGGAGCCGCCGCCUUCCGCUGUCUGUCGGUGAACCGAAGCUUUUCUGCUCGCUGGAGGUUUAGUGGAGCUGCUGCUCAACAUGGGGGCCGUUCAUGCGAAGAGUCUGGAUCCGCUCCCGAUGCACGGCCGCCAUCUUGGCCUCAACCCCGAUGACCUGAUGGAGCCUCCGGAGCCGGAGACCGAGUCCAAACAGGAAGUCCUGGAAAACAAAGAUGUUGUCGUCCAACACGUCAACAUCCAAGGUUUAGGCAGAACCAAGGAAGACCUGCUGGGAUACGAGAUCUCCGAUGUUUUCCACGCCAAGAAUCUCAUCGACGUGAUGAAGAGAUCUCACGUGGCCAGGCUGAGGCUGCUCCGCCUGGGCAUCUUCAAAGAGGUGGAGGUCCUCAUCGACACAUCAGAAGGGAAAGACGCUCUGCCCAACGGCCUCGAUGUGACCUUCGAGGUGACGGAGAUCAAGAGGCUGACGGGAAGCUACAACACCAUGGUCGGCAACAACGAAGGAAGCAUGGUUCUGGGGCUAAAGCUGCCUAACGUGUUCGGCCGCGCCGAGAAGCUGACCUUCCAGUUCUCCUACGGGACCAAGGAGACGUCCUACGGCCUGUCCUUCUUCAAGCCGCAGCCCGGCUACUUCGAACGCAACCUGACUCUGAACCUGUAUAAAGUUACGGGUCAGUUUCCCUGGAGCUCCCUGAAGGAGACGGACAGAGGCGUGUCUGCAGAGCUGAACUUUCCUGUGGGCGUGACGAGCCACACGCUGAAGUGGGAGGGGGUGUGGAGGGAGCUGGGCUGCCUGGCACGCAGCGCCUCCUUCGCAGUGCGGGAGGAGAGCGGACACUCGCUGAAAUCUGCCCUCUCACACUCCAUGGCCAUCGAUUCCAGGAACUCCGCCAUCUUUCCCAGCAGAGGAGCCUUACUUCGCAUCAACCAGGAAGUGGCGGGAUACUCGGGGGGAGACGCUCGAUUCCUGAAGGAGGAUUUUGAGAUCCAGCUCAACAGAAAACUUUUCUGGGACUCGGUGUUCUCUGCUUCUCUGUGGGGGGGGAUGCUCUAUCCCCUCGCCGGCCAGCCUUCCUGCAUCGCUGACAGGUUCUACCUGGGGGGCCCCACCAGCGUGCGGGGGUUUGGGAUGUACAGCAUCGGUCCUCAGAGUGAAGGUGACUAUCUGGGGGGGGAGGCCUACUGGGCAGGUGGUCUGCACCUCUACACCCCCCUACCCUUCAGGCCCGGGAGGGGCGGCUUCGGAGACCUUUUCAGGACACACUUCUUCCUCAAUGCCGGGAACCUGUGCAACCUCAACUACGGUGAGGGACCUAAGGCUCACCUGCAGAGGCUGGCAGAGAGCAUCCGCUGGUCGUACGGCGCCGGCAUCGUGCUGCGGCUGGGAAACAUCGCCAGGCUGGAGCUGAAUUACUGCGUCCCCAUGGGGGUCCAGAGCGGAGACAGGAUAUGUGACGGCGUCCAGUUCGGAGCAGGAAUCCGCUUCCUGUGAUCUCUGCCCCCCCCCCUCCCUCACCCGUCUGGAGUUUGAUGCUGAUGGGGAGCGUUUCAUUUCUGCACCUGUUGUGAGAGUAAAGAACCAGAAGCAACGAGCCUCGCUGUGGAACUCCGCCUGCAGCGCAGAUUUCCAUCGACCGCAGACGGAGAACCUGAAUCACUCGGUCGGCUUUUCACUAUUUUUCUCCCGACGUGUUUUAUGUGGUGAAGUUAGCGCCAUAUGUGGCAGCAAAGUUCCUGGAGAAGACGAAGCACACCUGGAAACGCACUAAGGAUGAGGGGAGGAGCGCCGCCUCCUCGCUUCGUCUUUCACCUGGAAUGCUCCAGAAUAAAUGUCACCUCCUCCUGUUU
This is a messenger RNA of Cyprinodon tularosa, 1915 nucleotides long. RefSeq names its product sorting and assembly machinery component 50 homolog, like (gene samm50l). Lineage: Eukaryota; Metazoa; Chordata; Actinopteri; Cyprinodontiformes; Cyprinodontidae. The record is from RefSeq and is a predicted model, not a curated record. Gene Ontology annotation, biological process: protein insertion into mitochondrial outer membrane; mitochondrial respiratory chain complex assembly. The transcript has 15 exons. Gene Ontology annotation, cellular component: outer membrane; SAM complex. The coding region runs from base 147 to 1559 and encodes 470 amino acids.